AUGUCUGUAAGGAGGAGGAGGUUCUGGCUGACCAGCAGCUCUGUAACCAGGAGAGGAACUCCAGUCUGGACCAAGAGGACCCAGAGCCUCCAGAGAUUAAAGAGGAACAGGAGGAACUCUGCACCAGUCGGGAGGGAGAGCAGCUUGUACUGAAGGUGGAGACGGAAACCGUCAUGUUGACUCCAGCUUAUGAGGAAAGUGACCACAGUGAAGCAGAACCAACAAGUGACCACCAGCUCCUCUCUAACAACUCUCAUGGAGCUGAGAGCCGAGACCAGAAAGGAGGAAAACCUGGAGACUCGGGAUCAGCUGGAGAUGGAGAGCAGAAGGAAAAGAAAAGACGUCACGGAAAAAAUAAAAACUCUACCUCAUCAGACAUUCAACAUAACACUCACCCAGGUGAAAAGACUUUCAGCUGUGACACAUGCGGAAAGACUUUUAAGUUUAAGUCCCACUUGAAUAUACACCUAAGAAUCCACACAGGUGAGAAGAAGUUUACUUGUAAAACAUGUGGUAAAGAUUUCAGGACUCUUAGCCAGUUAACAGUCCACAUGAGAGUCCACACAGGCGAGAAGCCGUAUUCUUGCAAUACCUGUGAGAAAACAUACUCUGAUCCAUCUAGUUUGAAUAGGCACAUGAGAACUCACACAGGUGAGAAACCGUUUACUUGCGAAACAUGUGGGAGAGCUUUCAGCCAACGUACUUACUUAACAGACCACAUGAGAACUCACACAGGUGAGAAGCCAUAUUCUUGCAAAACAUGUGGGAAAGGUUUCACGCAAAAGAAAACCUUAAGAGAUCACAUGAGAACUCACACGGGUGAGAAGCCAUUUACCUGUGAAAUUUGUGGGAAGGCUUUCCCGGUAAACAGUCAUUUAACAGCUCACAUGAGAAUCCACACAGGUGAGAAGCCUUUUACCUGUGAAAUUUGUGGGAAGGCUUUCAGGCAUUGUAAACACAUAGCAGAACACAUGAGAACUCACACAGGUGAGAAACCGUAUUCUUGCCAAACAUGUGGGAAGACUUUCACGCUAAAAGGUACCUUAACAGCUCACAUGAGAAUCCACACAGGUGAGAAACCAUUUACAUGUGAAUUUUGUGGGAAGGCUUUCAGGCAUCGUGUUCAAUUAACUUGUCACAUGAGAAUCCACACAGGUGAGAAACCGUAUUCUUGCCAAUCAUGUGGUAAAGCUUUCCUGCUAAAUAGUCAUUUAACAGUUCACAUGAGAAUCCACACAGGUGAGAAGCCAUUUAGCUGUGAAUUUUGUGGGAAGGCUUUCAGACAUCGCGUUCAAUUAACUUAUCACAUGAGAAUCCACACAGGUGAGAAACCGUAUUCUUGCCAAACAUGUAGGAAGACUUUCACGCUAAACAGUCACUUAACAGCUCACAUGAGAGUCCACACAGGUGAGAAGCCAUUUACCUGUGAAAUUUGUGGGAAGGCUUUCGGGAGUCGUGCUGCAUCAUUUUAUCACAUGAGAAUCCACACAGCUGAGAAGCCGUUUACUUGCAACAUGUGUGGGAAAACAUUACGUAAUUCGUCUAGUUUGAAAAGGCACAUGAGAAUCCACACAGAUGAGAGGCAGUAUUCGUGCAAAACAUGUGGGAAUACUUUCGAGCAUCGUAGUGCCUUAACAGCUCACAUGAGAAGUCACACAGGUGAGAAACCAUAAUUUUGCCUGGGGAAAGUUUGUCUGAUCAGUCUGCUCUGACUAAACAUUUGAUGACACGUACAGGCGAGUAGCCUUGUAUUUCCAAAAUAUGUUGGAGGUGAUUCAUGUGUGUCUAUCUUCAUGCUGAUUUGCCAUAUUUGUUAACAUGAUGAUUAAAAAGUCGAGUUAAUCGGCUCAUUAUUAAAUGAGUAAUUAUUGGGAAUGUGGCCUGACUAUGUGACCUGUACUGACCUUUCAAUAUGAAUGUAAUGUGAAUAUCCUGGUUACUGGGACAAACAGAACAUUAGGAAAUGGGAAUGUGAUCAUGUUGAAUAAGUACACACACACACACGGUGUAAAACCAGACGGACAGAAUUUGAAAUGUUUCUUCAGUCCAGUAAAUAAACAGGAACCCACUAUCUGCAAGUC
Messenger RNA from Acanthopagrus latus (yellowfin seabream), 2081 nucleotides. RefSeq names its product gastrula zinc finger protein XlCGF57.1-like. Gene Ontology annotation, cellular component: nucleus. Bases 174 to 1673 code for a protein of 499 amino acids. The record is from RefSeq and is a predicted model, not a curated record. The transcript is spliced from 2 exons. NCBI's taxonomy places the organism in Eukaryota, Metazoa, Chordata, Actinopteri, Spariformes, Sparidae. Gene Ontology annotation, molecular function: DNA-binding transcription factor activity, RNA polymerase II-specific; RNA polymerase II transcription regulatory region sequence-specific DNA binding. Gene Ontology annotation, biological process: regulation of transcription by RNA polymerase II.